AUGGCGGGUAGCGAGGUGGGCCUGACCGGGACGGCCACAGCCACCAUCACCAUCGCAGACAAGAACGACCACAGCCCAGAGUUCACACAUCCACUGUUCGAAGCAUACGUUUACGAGGGCUCGACUGGAGUGGUCGUCAACCUGACAGUGGACGACCGCGACGACCCAGCAACGGGGGCGUGGAGAGCCAUCUUCUCUGUAAUCAGCGGGGAUCCCACCUCCAGCUUCGAGAUCCAGACAAACCCAGACGACAACGAGGGAAUGCUCUCAGUUGUCAAGCCUUUGGACUAUGAGGCCAGGGGGUUCCACACGCUGCUCAUCAGAGUGGAGAAUGAAGAUCCGUUAGUAGCAGAAGCUGGAUAUGGCCCUAGCUCCACAGCAACAGUCCAUGUAACAGUGUUGGACAUCAACGAAGGCCCUGUGUUCUUCCCGGACCCUCUCAUAGUCACCAUGAUGGAGAACAUCCCAGUGGGCAGCUUUGUGGCUUCACUCAACGCCACAGAUCCGGACAUUUUACAAGGACAGAGUAUCAGGUAA
Knipowitschia caucasica is the source of this 537-nucleotide messenger RNA. The record is from the annotation of a GenBank genome assembly. Lineage: Eukaryota; Metazoa; Chordata; Actinopteri; Gobiiformes; Gobiidae.